AUGGAUAAGAAAAGUAUGUCUUUGUACGAAAUAAAGCAACACCCAAAGGGAUAUGGUAUUCCAGAACUUUCACAUGAAAAGGAGGAAUAUGAAAUCGAUCAUCCCGUUGGACACAAGUUUGACAUCAACAAGGGCGAUAUCGACGAGAUUGAAAAAAAAAAAAGACCAUAUUUGAGCUAUUUAUGUAAAAUGGUUCCAGACUAUGGCAAAAAUUAA
Messenger RNA from Cavenderia fasciculata, 216 nucleotides. RefSeq lists its product as uncharacterized. Bases 1 to 216 code for a protein of 71 amino acids. NCBI's taxonomy places the organism in Eukaryota, Evosea, Eumycetozoa, Acytosteliales, Cavenderiaceae. The transcript is spliced from 3 exons. The record is from RefSeq and is a predicted model, not a curated record.